UUGAUCACUUUAAUUGGUACGUCAGUGGUGCGAAAGCUGUGGUGGGUGAUGGACGUGUAGUGAUAGUGUAAAAUGAAGUGGUUAAUUGUAAUCGGACUUUUUAUUUAUGUGGAGCUUACUGAGGGCACCGCGAUACGGGUGCCGUCACAAGCUCCAGCGAAAGAUUCAAGUAUAACGGACACAACAGAAAAAGAAUAUAUAAAAUCAGAAGAGUUCAGUACAUACGAAGAUGUGCGGUUAGAAGCCGAGUGUUUGGUCGGGAGUGAGUGGGUGAGCAACUGUCACACGUGUCGCUGCUCCGAGGAGGGCAGAGCUAUCUGCUUAAAACAAGAAGUCUGUGAUAAGACCUAUGGUGAACCGCUGAAAUGCAAGCCAGAGACGUCGUUCAAGAGAGAUUGCAAUAUGUGUAGAUGCCUUGAUAAUGGUCUAGUACUUUGUACUAUGAAGGGUUGUUCGCGAGGAACCAUUCUAUUGAAAGCGGAUUUGCAAUCGGGGAAAGAUUGUUCACCAGGCACGAGUUGGAAGAGCAGAUGCAACGAUUGUUUCUGCUCCGAAGAGGGUGUCAGGAACUGCACAAUACUCGAUUGUCCGGGACAAGAAAAUGAACCCGUACUCCGAUGUGCUCCGGACUCCAGGUGGAGGAACGAAUGCAACACUUGCUGGUGUACGACAAAUGGACACGCCAUGUGUACUAAAAUGGGAUGCUCAAUGUAUACCGUUUCAGAUUGGAAGCCACAACCAGCUGAAGAAGUAGAAAACAGAUUUUUGUCGUCUGUGGCACCAAAAUCUGUUAACGCGUCCGAUGUCGUAUGCACUGCUAACAGAAUGUUUAUAAGAGACUGCAACACUUGUUGGUGCAAUGACGAUGGAACUGGCUUCUUUUGCACGAGAAAAGUCUGCGUCCUUCCCGAAGAGGGUGAAGAGAAUCCUGAGAAUUUGAGGACAAUCAAAAAGCAAUGCCGUCCCGACGAAGUAUUUGAACUGGACUGCAAUACAUGUCGGUGUAAUUCUGAUGGCGAGUCGUAUUCCUGCACUCGGCGAGUCUGCGUUUCUGAACCUGACGAAAAGGACAAAAACAGAAGAAAGCGAGCAACUUCACAGCAAAAACCAAACCCCGAUACAGCGCCGUCCAGGCCAGCUCCAACCUUAAAGGGUGCACCGAAGAACUGCCAACCAAACCAAGAGUUUCGCUUGGAUUGCAAUAAAUGCCUUUGUGAUAAUGAAGGUCAGAAUUAUUCAUGCACGAGAAUUGAUUGCGCUGCCUUAAACAACAACAAUGGAGCCGAUAGGACAAAGCGAGAAGUAGCAUCACAAGAACAGUUAAACUGUACACCUGGUACGGUCUUUGACCAGGGGUGCAACGUGUGCCAGUGCACCACAGAUGGAAACCACGCCGUAUGCUCCAUGAAACGUUGUCACGAUGAGAGCGAGAAUGAUAUUAAUGCUCCCGAGAACGACCCAAACUUCCGAUGCAAUCCGGGAGAACAAUUCAAACGCGGAUGUAAAGAUUGUACAUGUUCAGCUGAUGGUAGGAGCACCUUCUGUACUCUACGUCUUUGCGACCAAGACAUCAACCCAGCGCUUUAGAUUUAUGCCACCCUGGUACAUCAGUGAGUGAUUAUUUUACAAUGUUUUCUUUUAAUAAAUGUAAUAAUAAUAAAAAGCGAGCAAAUCCAAUAUCAAGAUUACAAAGAAACGUUAUUUUAUUUAUACAGUCCUGGUAUGUAAGAAUUCCGACAAUUUAGGCUUUUACCUACAUACCAACGAUAAAAAACUAAAAAUACUACCUUAUC
This is a messenger RNA of Pieris napi, 1793 nucleotides long. RefSeq lists its product as uncharacterized. The coding region runs from base 73 to 1587 and encodes 504 amino acids. The transcript is spliced from 14 exons. Lineage: Eukaryota; Metazoa; Arthropoda; Insecta; Lepidoptera; Pieridae. Gene Ontology annotation, cellular component: membrane. The record is from RefSeq and is a predicted model, not a curated record. Gene Ontology annotation, molecular function: peptidase inhibitor activity.